Molecule: messenger RNA, 2576 nt
Organism: Pseudogymnoascus destructans
Lineage: Eukaryota; Fungi; Ascomycota; Leotiomycetes; Thelebolales; Thelebolaceae
Exons: 3
Coding region: 69-2576 (835 amino acids)
Biological process (GO): glucan catabolic process
Molecular function (GO): beta-glucosidase activity
Source: RefSeq, a predicted model, not a curated record
UCGCGGAUUUCUUCUCAGCGUCGACACUCUCCUUUCCACCUCUGCCACGCUCAAUUGAUCGUGUGAAGAUGCACAUCCAUUCUCUCCUUGUCGGCGCCGCUGCCCUUGCGGCCGGCGCCAGUGCUCAGACUCAUGGCUUGUCUCCUCCUAGCUACCCCUCGCCCUGGAUGCACGGCGGCCACGGCUGGGACCACGCCUAUAAGAAGGCUGUCGAGUUCGUUAGUGGGCUUACCCUGCUUGAGAAGGUGAAUAUCACCACCGGCACGGGCUGGACGCAAGACCUCUGUGUUGGGGCUACUGGAGGCAUCCCCCGCCUUGGGUUCAAUGGUUUCUGCCUCCAGGAUUCCCCAUUGGGAAUCAGGUUCAGCGACCAAAACUCCGCCUUCCCCGCCGGCGUCAACACCGCGGCCACCUGGUCCAAGAAGCUCUUCAAGGCCCGCGGCGAGGCCAUGGGCGAGGAAUUCCGCGACAAGGGCAUCGACGUGAUUCUCGGCCCCGUCGCCGGCCCCCUCGGGCGCUCCCCCGAAGGCGGCCGCAACUGGGAAGGAUUCGCCCCGGACCCAGUCCUCACCGGCGUCGCCAUGGCCGAGACGAUCAAGGGCAUCCAAGGCACCGGAGUCAUUGCCUGCGCUAAGCACCUCGUCGGCAACGAGCAGGAGCACUACCGCCAGCAGAUGAGCUCCAACAUGGACGACACGACCAUGCACGAGAUGUACCUCUGGCCCUUCGCCGAUGCCAUCAAGGCUGGCGUCGGCUCCGUGAUGUGCUCCUACAACCGCCUGAACGACAGCUACGCCUGCGAGAACAGCUACCUCCUCAACCACCUCCUGAAGAACGAGCUCGACUUCCAGGGCUUCGUCAUGGCCGACUGGGGCGCCCAGCACAGCGGCGUCGCCAGCGCCCUCGCCGGCCUCGACAUGACCAUGCCCGGCGAGCAGGUCUUCGGCGUAGGAACCUACAGCUACUGGGGCGGCAACCUCACCGCGGCGGUCCUGAACGGGACCGUGCCCCAAUGGCGCGUCGACGACAUGGCUGUGCGCAUCAUGUCCGCCUACUACAAAGUCGGGCGCGACAAGUCGCGGAUCCCCAUCAACUUCUCCAGCUGGACGCGCAACACCACCGGCUACUUCCACACCCUCGGCGAGGCGGACUUCGGCGUCGUCAACAAGCAUGUCAACGUGCAAUCCGACCACAAGCAUGUAAUCCGCGAGAUCGGCGCCCGCUCCACCGUCCUCCUCAAGAACACAAAGCGCGCCUUGCCCCUCAAUAAUCCUAAGAGCGUAGCAGUCAUCGGCGAGGACGCACACCUCAACCCGGCCGGCAUAAACGCCUGCGACGACCGCGGCUGCGACAAGGGAACCCUCGCCAUGGGAUGGGGCAGCGGGACAGCAAAUUUCCCCUACCUGAUUGCCCCCGUCGACGCCCUCCGCGCCCAGGCCGAGACAGACCACAGCACCUUCGUCAACAUCUCUAACAACUACGACCUAGCCGCCAUCCGCGCCGCAGCCGCCGGGAAGAGCGUCGCUCUCGUCUUCGCCAAUGCGGAUUCGGGAGAGGACUACAUCACAGUCGACAACAACGAGGGGGACCGCAACAACCUCACCCUCUGGCAAAACGGCGACGCGGUGAUCGCCGCCGUCGCGAGCGUAAACCCCAACACCAUCGUCGUCCUGCACACCGUCGGCCCGGUCCUCAUCGAGACCUACAAGAAGCACCCCAACAUCACCGCCAUCCUCUGGGCCGGUAUUCCCGGCCAAGAAAGCGGGAAUGCAAUCACCGACGUGCUGUAUGGCGAGAUCAACCCCUCCGCCAAGAGCGUCUUCACCUGGGGCAAAGAAGCCAAGGACUGGGGCGUUAAUAUCCUCUACAACGAUUCCUCCGUCGUGCCGCAGAUGACGUUUUCGGAGGGUAAUUUCAUCGAUUACCGCCACUUCGAUAAAGCGGGUAUUGAGCCCUCGUACGAAUUCGGGUUUGGGCUGUCGUAUACCACUUUCGAGUACUCCGCCAUCGGCGUCCGGAAGUUGCAGGAUGAUGAGUACACACCCACUACCGGGGAGACGAAGCCAGCGCCGACGUUUGGGACGGUGGAUAACUCGACAUCCGCAAACAUGAUGCCAAAGGGGUUCCCAGCCGUGAAGGCAUACGUGUAUCCCUACCUUGACAAGACGACGGGCAACGCCGAGGGCGGCAACGGAGACGCGCCGAAGGGGAGCCAGGACGGGAGCAGGCAGCGCAAGUUACCCGCUGGCGGUGCGCCGGGGGGGAAUAGCGGGUUGUGGGAUGAGUUGUAUGAGGUUAGCGCUACUAUUACCAACACCGGCAAGCUUGACGGGACGGAGGUUGUGCAGCUUUACGUCUCCCUAGGCGGCCCCAACGACCCCCCCGUCGUCCUGCGCGGCUUCAACGACCUCGCCAUCCCGCGCGGCCGCUCCAGGGCUGUGAGGUUUAAGUUGACGAGGAGGGAUGUCAGUAACUGGGAUGCGGGGAGGCAGGAUUGGGUUAUUAGUGAUGCGCCGAAGACGGUGUAUGUUGGGGCUUCGAGUCGGAAGUUGACGUUGAAGGCGGUGUUGGGUUAG